UACCAAAGGAGUGAAGAGGUCUGACUUGAUGUUAUCCAUUAAGCCAAAAUUACCUCCCAAAGAUGCAAAGAGGGUUCACCGAUUCCCACGCUUCCUUCCUGUCCGUCUAAGCAGUACUACUGCAACAACACAUUCAUCAGCACGUCCUGUGGAAUCCAGUGCUGUGAAGGCCAGUAAACUCACCUCUGCUGAAGGUGAUGCAGCUGACCCUCUCCGGAUAAUUAAGUUUAAUCCUACUGUAGGAAGUAUACGAAUUGCAGAGCAUAUGGACAUCACAUUUAAUUGCUCCAUCAAUGUUCCCAAAUCAUUGAUCAAUCAAGAUUCUGCAAGUAUUUCCUUAUGGAAGAAUGGGAAAGAUCUUAUUGAUGCCGACAGGCUAGCCAGCCAGUAUUAUCAAUUUGAUGACAGUGAAGACAUCGCUAUGAUAUCUACUUUCAGUAUAGUCAACAUCCAGCGCUCCGAUAAUGGGUCCUACAGAUGCAAGGUGAAAGUCAGCAACAAUGAAAUAGUAUCAGACCCUAUCCUGGUUUUGCUGGAAGGGCUUCCAUACUUCAUUAAACAACCCCAGGGGCUGAACGUUACUCGGAACACACCCUUCAACCUCACCUGCCACGCAGUGGGGCCUCCUGAGCCCGUGGAGAUUCGCUGGCAUUGGAACAGCCGCCAGGUUUCUAAGGAGGAAAGGUCUCCAUCUGUCUUGAUGAUGCCAGGUCUUAACGAAACUGCUAUUUUCCACUGUGAAGCGCACAAUGAAAAGGGAGUAGCUACAUCAACUGAAGCCAGAAUCAAUAUUAAAGAGCUCCCAUCCCCACCUGUCGAAGUGCAUGUCCUGAAUAGCACAGCUCAUGCAAUCGUGGUGUCUUGGGUCCCAGGCUUAGAUGGCUAUUCACCUUUGAGCAGCUGCCGUGUUCAGGUGAAGAAUCUCACUGCCCCAGAUAAUGCUUCCGCGAUGACGUUUAAUAUCUCCACCCCACCCCAUCUGUAUCGUAUUCAGAAUCUAAGGGCUAUGAAGAAUUACAGCAUACGAGUUUCUUGUAUGAAUGAAGUGGGUUGGUCUGGCUUCAGCCCUUGGUUUAUGGCCAAUACAACAGAAGGAGCUCCCUCUGUUCCUCCUGGGAAUGUCACACUCUCCAUCAAUGAGUCAAGUUCUUCUGUGACCAUCACCUGGAUUAAGCCUCCUGAUGCACAGAUGAAUGGUGAACUUCAAGGCUACAGCAUCUUGUACAUGUGGCAGACUUCAGAAGUGUCUCAGAAUCACUCUUCCCAGACUGGCAAACACAGCACUGCGUUCCAUGUUCCAAUUAUGGCUACUAAUGCUACAUGCACAGUCCAAGUGGCUGCCGUCACAAAUGGUGGAGUCGGGUCAUUCAGUGAUCCAGUAAGAAUUUUUAUUCCAGGAAAUGGUUUGGUAUCUGCUGCCUCAUCUGGAACUUCAGAAUCUGGACUUACGGAUGUAUCUGUAAUCAUCCUUGGGUUUAUAUUUGGAGUUGCUGUCAUUAUCAUAAUCAUGUGUGUGUUCGUGAUUGUCAGGAGAAGAUUGAAAGAGGAGACCAAGUUUGGGUAUGCUUUCACUAGUGAUGAGUCAGAGCUGGCUGUAAAUUACAAACCAAAGAAGUCCUACUGCCGGAGACCUGUUGACCUGACACUUGGCAGUCUUGGUGUGAGUGAAGAGCUCCAGGAGAAGCUUCAGGAUGUUGUGAUUGUGAGGAACAACCUGGCACUCGGGAAGAUCUUGGGAGAGGGAGAGUUUGGAUCAGUCAUGGAAGGACAUCUCAGCAAUCCCGAUGGAACUACACAGAAAGUAGCUGUGAAAACAAUGAAAUUGGACAGCUUUUCCCAGCGGGAAAUUGAAGAGUUCCUUAGGGAAGCUGCAUGUAUGAAAGACUUUGAUCACCCAAAUGUCAUCAAACUUCUUGGUGUAUGUAUAGAGCCAAGUUCUCAGCAGGUUCCCAAGCCCAUGGUGAUCCUUCCAUUCAUGAAAUAUGGAGAUUUGCAUAGCUUCCUUCUUCGCUCAAGGCUUGGAAUGGGCCCACAGUAUGUACCACUGCAGAACUUACUGAAGUUUAUGGUCCAUAUUGCGCUAGGAAUGGAGUACCUCAGUAAUAGACACUUCCUCCAUAGAGAUUUGGCUGCUCGAAACUGCAUGCUACGGGACGACAUGACUGUGUGUGUAGCGGACUUUGGUUUAUCCAAGAAAAUUUACAGCGGGGAUUAUUAUCGGCAAGGGCGCAUUGCGAAGAUGCCAGUGAAAUGGAUUGCGAUCGAAAGCCUCGCCGACAGAGUCUACACAACCAAAAGUGAUGUGUGGGCCUUUGGUGUUACAAUGUGGGAGAUAGCAACCCGAGGGAUGACUCCAUAUCCGGGAGUGCAGAACCACGAAAUCUAUGACUACCUUCUCGAGGGACACAGGUUAAAGCAGCCAGAUGACUGUUUAGAUGACUUGUAUGAAAUAAUGUACUCCUGCUGGAGGGCAAAUCCUGCAGAGCGGCCCACCUUCUCAGAACUGAAGCUUCGCCUAGAGAAGCUGUUGGAAAGCUUACCCUCUCCGAGCGAACCUGACAGCGUUAUUUACAUUAACACGAGCUUGCUGGAGGAGAGCACAGAGGAGCUGGUGGAAGACUCUGAGUUUCCCCAGAUCGACACGGACCUGGAUCCUGACUGCAUCAUAGCAUCUUGCUCCCAAAGACCAGAGACUACAGUGGUCACCGUUGACAUCCAUGAAAGCCAUGGGAUGGCGGACAGAUACAUUUUAAGUGGGGCGAACGAGAAACAGCUUGGCAACCUGGGCAGAACAGAAGCGGAAGAUGUGCCUCUGUUCCCAGUCACAACUUCGCAGAAUGGAAUAUUGUGGUCUCAAGCUAACACGCUCCCUGUAGGAAGCACAUUGACUGAUGAACUCUUGUAUGCAGACGAUUCUUUGGAAGACUCUGAAAUCCUGCUGUGAAAGAAGGAAUGGGACUCAUCUGAGCUGCAACCCAGAUAUCUUUCCCAGGCAGGAAAUGUUUUCUUGUUCUCGUUCUGCAAAAGAUAGCCUUGUAUGUAGCAACCUCCCUGUGUUUUGUAGAGUGUGUUGUCUGGAGAUUCCAGCCUUUCCUGACUUCCCUGCCACCCAAUUGUGCUGAACUGUAAUUUCCAUCACUUUUUAAUCACCAUGACCGGGUUAGGGAAAUGUUUCUAUGGAGUGUCACAUUUUUAUAUUUGUAUAAUAAGGUAUUGUUAUAGAGAUUAUAUUUUAAUAAACAACACCCCGUUAA
Molecule: messenger RNA, 3254 nt
Organism: Pogona vitticeps (central bearded dragon)
Lineage: Eukaryota; Metazoa; Chordata; Lepidosauria; Squamata; Agamidae
Source: RefSeq, a predicted model, not a curated record